Molecule: messenger RNA, 2145 nt
Organism: Naegleria fowleri
Lineage: Eukaryota; Heterolobosea; Eutetramitea; Acrasida; Naegleriidae
Exons: 1
Coding region: 1-2145 (714 amino acids)
Biological process (GO): protein ubiquitination; Ras protein signal transduction
Cellular component (GO): cytoplasm
Molecular function (GO): zinc ion binding; ubiquitin protein ligase activity
Source: RefSeq, a predicted model, not a curated record
AUGUUUUCGAUCGAAAUACAAAUAGAUUCGGAAGUCGAACGUCGACUCUUGGAGAAUAUUAAACACUAUAAACCAUACUUUAAACGAGUUUUAAAACACAUUGAUUUGCUUCGGAAUCACAAGACCACCAUUUUAGAUACACUCAAUCAUCACAAUACCACUUAUCAUUCGGAUCAAAACAUGUUGAGCCAAUCACAUCAACAUUCAAUAUCGGACGGAAAGAAGAAAAAGAAAAAGAACAAAAAGAGUACAAGCAAUGGUAAUUCUCACUCUCUAAUGGAAGAUCCGAGGACAGAAUCACAACUUGUUUCCUCAAACCAUAAUCUUCUCUCAAAAGAGGAAGAACUCAUUGAAGAUUAUUUUACUCCAAAGCAUGUCUUCUUCUCAUCAGGUAAUCCUAGUGUUGAAAUUAUAACUGGAAUCAUCAAAUUGUACAAACAUGGAACACCAAGAAGUUUUACAAAUGCAGUGAAUGACAAUUUAGGUUUGGAUGAUGAAUUGUACAGUGGCAACGGUACCAUUCCAGAGAAGAAAACUAAUAAUUCAACAACAUGUUGUGUAAAUACCAUUCAGACUCCUUUAUUGAAUGGCAUGAUGGAUGCAACCAUUGUGGAUCCACCUUCUGUAUCAUCAUCUCUUCAAGUUCCCUCUUCAGGCCUUCAUCUCAACCAUAGUGGUAAUAAUACCUCAACUAUUUCAUCUAAUUUUUCAUCCAUUUCAGAAGAAGAAGGUAGAGGAGAAGAUGAACUUUUUUAUUCUUCGGAUGAAUUGCCAGAACAAAGAAGUACUUUGGUUUGUGUGCUGGCAGUACCUUCCUUUAUAUCCACUACAGACUUUUUUGAAUUUAUUGACUGCUUUAAAUCGAAUAUUUUGAAAACAAGAAUACUCAGAGAUGAAUCGCCAAACAAGUACAUGGUCAUUCUGCAAUUCGAUGAUCAGAAAAAUGCAGAUUCUUUCUUUUUGCAAUAUAACGGAAGACCAUUCAAUUCAUUAGACCCUGAAGACUGUAAAAUAGUGUUUGUAAAAAGUGUUGAAUUUACCAAUCGACCUUCAAUGAUUGGAAAACAUUUGGAAAGUACUUCACAAAGCACAGUGACAGAUAUUUUCAAUAUUGGAAGUUGCAACGAUCCUCAACUUCAUAAUGAUUUUCACUGUCACACUAAUAAUGAAACUAGCAAUGAAACUGAACCAGAGAAGAGAUAUGAAUUACCAACAUGUCCUGUUUGUCUUGAUAGACUUGAUUCAGGUGCUAGUGGUAUUAUUACAACUGUAUGCAAUCAUCAAUUCCACUGUGAUUGUCUUACGAAAUGGGGUGAUGGAAAUUGCCCAGUAUGCCGAUACACUGAUCAGAUGAAAACUGAAUUACAAUGUGCAGAGUGUGCAUGCACAUCAAAUUUGUGGGUAUGCCUCACUUGUGGAUAUGUUGGAUGUGGUAGAUAUGAAAAAGGGCAUGCCAUGGAGCAUUAUCUUCAAACAAAUCAUACAUACUCCAUGGAGGCUGACUCACAACGUGUUUGGGAUUAUACUGGUGAUGGAUACGUUCAUCGAUUAGUUGCAGGAAAUACAGAAGGAAAAUUAAUUGAAAUUUCACAUCCCAAUCAAAAGGAGGCAAUUAGGGAAGCAAGUGAAAUGCUUGAAGCUCAAUACAACUCAAAGCUAGAUUCAUUUUUGAUGGAAUAUAACCAAUUACUGACACAGCAAUUAACAAGCCAGAGAGUGUAUUUCGAGUCUAGGAUCUCUGCAAUUGCAAGCGAAAAAGACAAGCAAAUAGAAAGCUUGUUGAAUGAAUUACAAACGUAUCGCCAAAAUACUCAAAAGAUGAAUAACAAAGUACAAAAAACACAGAAAAAGGUAGAGAAAGAAAAAGAAGAGACCGACUUUCUCAAGGAGUUAAACAAAACAUUAAUUAACAACCAAAAACAGUAUGAAAUUAAGAUUGAAAAACUUGAGGAAGCCCACAAAAAGAUAAUCGAAAAGAAAGACGCUCAGAUAAGAGACCUGCAAGAACAGCUACACGACAUGAUGAUGCAUUUUCAAACUCAAGAACAAAUUGACAAGAACCCAGAAAUGAAAAACGCCACAGUUAGGGCGAUUGGAGGUGAAGCUUCCACAAACCCUUCUAACAAAACUAAGAAGAAGAAAUAA